CUUUCAGAGCAGCAAGUAUGCGGCACACAUUCACGGUCGUCUUGGUCGCACUCUGCACCGCCAGUGUCGUGCGGGCCAAACUCGGGGCACCGGGCGGACCCCUGAAGCUGCACUUCGAUGUGCCGGACAGCUUCAAGAUCAUCUCUAGCUGGGAGUCCGCACUGUCCAUAGGGGACUCGGACAGCGACUCCAUGUUCGACUGCCUGACGGCGAACCGCACCAAGAUCGACUUCGUGAAACAGACGGCCACCUUUGUGUGGAUCCUCCCCGAGACCGACCACUCGCCCAGGCAAGAACUUACAUUUUCGGUCAGGCCCGGGCCUAAACCUGGCACUAUGGAGAUGACCCUAGGCGACGAUCCGACAGUCUUGGAGGGCAUAUUCUAUUACAUGGACGACAACUGCCUCGUGAUGGACUUGGAGUAUCAUGGACAUCAAUGCCUUCUCUGGGUUCGGAAGGAGGUGAAGGACUUGGUUCCACAGGAGUGCUUCGAACGUUUCUCCGAUGCCUGCGGGGAGCCCCUUCGCGACCACAGGAGGGAGCUCUGCCCCGACAGCUAGAUCGACAGCUAGAUCGACAGCUAAAUCGACAGCUAGAUAGAAAGCUAGAUAGACAGCAAAAUCGGCUACUGGGUUCACAGCUAGGUGAACACCGAUAUUGACAUUUGUACAGCUAGUUCGACAGUUAAUCGAUAGCUCGACUGACAAAUAGGUUCUCAACUAGAUGGACAAUUAUAGAUAUACAUUUGUGUCUAUGACUAUCUCUGACUAUGCGGGAAGUGCUAUGUCAUUAUUUUAAACGCAUUUAGAGCAAAUACGUUUACUGCCCGCACGUGUUAUAGAGCUGCUAAAUAGCUGCAAACGUUCACUUGGCCUGCCAUCAUCUUUCGUUCAUACAAUAUUUCAUUGUUGUGGAGAAGGCGCAGCAUACUUUGUUUGUUGCCAUGAUUUUCUCGACAGCAUUGUCGCAGACAGUUAUGUCGACAGGCAGACUGACAGAUGCACGACUAGAUAAACAGUUGAAUCGGCGAUUAGAUCCACAGCCAGAUCGACAUGCAGCAGCGUCGCAAUUGCUAUACGUCUACAGGCGGAAUGACAAAUCGACGGUGUUCAUCGCCAACUGGACCGACAGUUAUAGAUGGACCGUCGAGAAUCAUGGAUGAUGGAACAGCUACGAACGUGCACCCUUAUAUGGUCAGAGAGCUGGAAGAAGAAAACUCAUACCAUCGGGACGACGAGAGGUCACAUUUCCAAUAUCACUCUGUCAUUGAAUAAAAAAAUUGCUACC
Molecule: messenger RNA, 1287 nt
Organism: Dermacentor andersoni
Lineage: Eukaryota; Metazoa; Arthropoda; Arachnida; Ixodida; Ixodidae
Biological process (GO): symbiont-mediated perturbation of host defenses
Molecular function (GO): amine binding
Source: RefSeq, a predicted model, not a curated record